UCUGUUUGCUUUCUGUUCCUGUCUUUGGUAAUGUCACCCUGUCUUUUUGUUCCACGACUUUGUCGUUUUUUUUUUAAAAAAAAUUAAAAAAAAAAAAAAUUAAAAUUUUUUUGUACCCAUGUAUAAUGCGCACCCCAGAUUUUAGGACAAUAAAUUCGUUAAAUUUUGCGCACUAUACACGGAAAAAAACGGUACUCAUGCAAGACAAAGGACAGGAACAAAAACAGUGUGAGGGAAGUGCAAACAUAGUGGAGAAGUUUUCUUCUGUCUUCAAAGGACAUGGGACUUUACCUUACACUUACAAAAUACAACUCAAAGAUGAUGCCAAGCCUGUUGUGCACGCCCCAAGGAGAGUGCCAGCACCACUCAGAGCUGGCUUGAAAAAAGAACUUGAAAGAAUGACUCAAAUGGCGGUCAUUGAGCGAGUGGAAGAACCCACAGAUUGGGUCAACUCAAUCACGUGUGUCAAAAAGAAGAACUCAGGUGCCUUAAGAGUUUGUCUUGAUCCCAAAGAUUUAAAUGAAAACAUAAAGAGAGAGCAUUAUCAGAUCCCAAAACGGGAAGAGAUCAUUAGUGAAAUGACUGGUGCUAAGUUUUUUAGUAAACUAGAUGCCUCUCACGGGUUCUGGCAACUGAGGCUUGACCCGGAAAGCAGCAAGUACACCACCUUUAACACACCAUUUGGACGUUACUGUUUCUUAAGACUCCCAUUUGGCAUUAAAUCAGCGCCAGAGAUCUUCCACAGAGCAAUGGAGUCCAUGAUAGAGGGUCUGGACGGCACCAGAGUUUACAUAGAUGACUUGGUCGUCUGGGGAAAAACACAACAACAACAUGAUGAAAGACUGGAGAAACUCUUUCAGAGAGUCAAAAAGCAUGGACUAAAACUGAAUAGAGACAAGUGUCUCUUUGGUGUCAAAGAGAUGACUUUUUUGGGAGACAAAGUCACAAGUGAAGGUGUGGAACCUGACCAGUCAAAAGUGCAAGCCAUAUUGGAUAUGCCUGCCCCCACUGACAAAAAAGGUGUCCUGAGAGCCAUGGGGAUGAUCAACUUCCGGGGAAAGUUCAUCCCUAAUCUUACCUCUAAGACGGCAUGCCUCAGGGAGUUACUGCAGCACAAUACAGUAUUUGAAUGGACUUAUCGACAUGAGAGGGAGUGGAAAAAAUUAAAGGAAACUGUAACUACAGAGCCAGUCCUCACAUUCUUUGACCCAUCAAAACCCACAAAGAUCUCCACUGAUGCCUCAAAAGAUGGUUUGGGAGCAGCACUGCUACAAAUGAAUGAGGACAAAUGGCAACCUGUAGCAUAUGCGUCUAGAUCAAUGACAGAGACCGAGCAGCGCUAUGCUCAAAUAGAAAAGGAGACUUUGGGGUUAGUGUUUGGAUGUGGAAAGUUUCACAGUUAUGUGUAUGGACUGCCAACCUUUACAGCAGAGACCGACCACAAACCGCUCAUCACAAUCAGAAAAAAGAACCUUAACGACAUGUCACCCAGAAUUCAGCGCAUGAUGAUGGCAUUGCAGCGCUACGACUUUGAGCUUAUUUACACACCUGGAAAAUAUAUUGUACUGGCAGAUGCUUUAUCUCGAGCACCAGCACCAAACAGUGGCAUGCUGGUCACCCUGGUGACUGAUGAGUCUGAAACACACAUAAACAUGGUGACUGCUUCACUCCCAGCAUCAGAUGGUAUGCUACAGAAAAUUGUACAGGAGACAGCAAAAGAUCCUCUGCUGCAGAAAGUUUCACACCAUCUACAAAAUGGAUGGUCAAGAGGAGUCUGCCCAGGGUUUUACCCUGUGCGAGCGGACUUGUGUGUGGCGGAUGGGCUGCUACUGCGACAAAACAGGAUUGUCAUCCCACAAUCCAUGCGCCAGGACAUGCUUCAGCGUAUACAUGAGGGACAUCUGGGCGUGGAGAAAUGCAAAAGGAGAGCAAGAGAAGCAGUUUAUUGGCCGGGCAUCAACAAAGACAUUGAGGAGAUGACACAGCAGUGUGAAACGUGUCUCAAACAUCAUUACAAACAAACAAAAGAGCCGAUGCUAAUCGUAGACCCACCCACUGCACCAUGGCAAAAAGUGGGAACAGAUUUGUUUCAUCUGCAUGGCAAGGACUAUCUUCUGGUGAUAGACUAUUAUUCUAACUAUCCAGAAGUUGCACAAUUAUCCAGUACAUCAGCACAGUCUGUCAUCACACACAUGAAAGGUUUUUUUGCCAGACAUGGAAUUCCGCGAUGUGUUGUCAGUGACAAUGGUCCACAAUAUGACUGUGGGGAAUUCAGUGAGUUUGCACAGGUAUAUGGAUUUCAACAUGUCACCUCUAGCCCGUUGUAUCCACAGGCUAAUGGACAAGCUGAAAAAGGGGUGCAGAUUGUAAAGAGACUGUUGAAAAAAGCAAAAGACUGUAAGGCUGGCCCUUACCUGGCUUUGCUAAGCUACAGGUCUGCAGCUCUGGAGUGUGGUGCAUCACCUGCUGGGCUACUCAUGCAUCGCAAGCUGCGCACCACACUUCCACACAUUUCAAGACACAAUGAUAACAACAACACAGAUGGACUGACUAACAAACGAAUGAGACUCAAGUACAGACAGAAAAUGAACUAUGAUAAAACCGCAACACAACUGGAACCUCUUCAGGAAAGGGAUGUUGUGAGGAUUGAGGGUCCUGAGUCCUGGGACAGAAAAGCCAGAGUCCUCAGUGAAGUAGGUCCCAGGUCUUUUGUGGUCGAGACAGAGAAUGGACAGGUAUUAAGGAGAAACAGGAGGAGUCUGUUAAAGACUCGGGACAUUGACAAUCAAGCUGAGGAGGUUGGAGCUGAACAGCCAGAAGUUGCUACUCCAGAUGUGCACCACAGUGAGCCUCCUUCACCUCCCUCAAUGACUGUGACACUCAGAAGGUCUACUAGACCUAGAAAGCCCCCUGGGAGGCUCAUAGAACAAGAGUGAACUGUUCAACUAAUAUAAAGUGAAAGAAAGUUGUUGGCACUAGGCCAGGGGUGGGCAAACUACGGCCCGCGGGCCACAUCCGGCCCACGGGACUGUUUAAUCCGGCCCGCCAACCCUGAACAAAUUGUAUUAUUAAACUUUUUUUUUUUUUGUCAUUUUGCCUGCAAUGACUACGUUUCCCCAGUAGAUGGCGAAGCGCUCGCCUGCGCAUUUACUACCGGAAGCCGUGUCAGAAAGCUCGGUGCACACUCACAAGUGCGUGUACGUAUUCAGUAGUACGGACUUGGCGCACUGUCGCUCUAUUCGUAUCAGUCCUGAAUUUAGAGCGUGGGCUUUGACGACAGCAUUCUUAUAAUUCGCGCGCUGAGCUUUCAGAUGCAGUUUUGCGCUAAAGCCACCCACAAACCUUCCCCUGGAAUCCUUCCAUUAAAAUGAGUGGCCCGAAAAAAAGAAGUGAGUGCCGAGUGUUUAAAAAAGAGUGGCCAAUUUGGCUCGACGUACGCGACGUGACGUUCAGCCACAUCAACAUCAACCCGUCACAGAUCAAGGUAAACGGACCAACACCUCGGAUCUCGCCUAAGAAUUGCCACAACAAAUUUUACUCCAGACUAUGACGCACUAGCAAAAAAGGGACACCAACAACACUGUUCCCACUGAAAAUGAACGGGAGGCUCUCAAGUUUAUUGUAAAAAAAUGCAUUUUGAAUAUGAUUUGUACACAUAGCAGGGAUUGAAACUAGCGACCAUUCUCAUUUUCAAACAAUGCAGGAUGCUCAAGGACAUUGAUGCACCACCUAUUUGCGACUAAUCUUAACCUGUAAAGUUCUUAAGGCUUACUUUAAGCAAGUGUUUCCCGUUUCCUCACCUCUGUUACCAGGUGUUUGCGAGUUAAAACUCUGCUCUGAUUUUCAGAUACCCCUCACCGUGUUGCUGUUUUGAUUACUUUAUUUGGAUGUAUGCUUUCGCCGAUUCUUCAAGAUGAUAUAUUUGGUCAGAAUGUUUGCCGUUUGAUGUGAUCCCAUAAGAUAAACAUCUUUCAUUAAUCUGACCUGCAGGCACUGAAGUGAUGGAGAUUGUUAUUCAUAAUAACAGUGUCGUAUUUUAUGAGAAUCACUGAUAGCAGUUUUUUAGUGAAUUUUUUUUUUUUUAAUGCUGUUAAUAAAUGCAUUUGUUUUCAAAAAACUUGUUUGGAAUAUCCAUGCUUUACUACCUACUAAAGGCCAAGAUCUUCUAUGCAAUGACCUUUACAGGUCGCUUAUAUGACUUCACACAACGCCUAUACCAUCUGCUCCUGGUCCGGCCCUCCGGUCCAAAUUUAGAACCCAGUUUGGCCCGCGAGUCAAAAAGUUUGCCCACCCCUGCACUAGGCACUGUUACAUAAAAAAAAAAAAAAAAAAAAGUUCAUACUUGUACUGAAUUUGGUAUGUUAAAUGUGUUAUUGAUUUUUACAGUUGUGUAAAUGUGCAGAACAAUUCAGUGUUUGAUAUUCAUUGGAUUUGAUCCAGAAAAGUUAAUGGUAUGUUGUCAUCAUAUCUAGUAUAUGGGUUAGACGACAUUUUGUGUUGCACGAUAUGUUCAUGUUGUGUUUGCCUGUUUGGAAGGGGGAUGUAAUGAUAUGUGAUUGCAGACGAUCACCCACAGAGGGCUGUAUAGCCUCAAGGGAACUCUGUAUGACGGAAUGUAUGUACAGGCAGUAGAAGAAGAGUGUUAGCAUGAGACUACGUGAGUGAUUAAAAUAAACAACUAGCUGAAGCUAGUAUAAAGUUCAA
This is a messenger RNA of Syngnathus typhle (broad-nosed pipefish), 4704 nucleotides long. RefSeq lists its product as uncharacterized. The coding region runs from base 126 to 2936 and encodes 936 amino acids. The record is from RefSeq and is a predicted model, not a curated record. Gene Ontology annotation, biological process: DNA integration. The transcript has a single exon. NCBI's taxonomy places the organism in Eukaryota, Metazoa, Chordata, Actinopteri, Syngnathiformes, Syngnathidae. Gene Ontology annotation, molecular function: nucleic acid binding.